Molecule: messenger RNA, 1921 nt
Organism: Panicum virgatum (switchgrass)
Lineage: Eukaryota; Viridiplantae; Streptophyta; Magnoliopsida; Poales; Poaceae
Exons: 3
Coding region: 33-1796 (587 amino acids)
Molecular function (GO): protein binding
Source: RefSeq, a predicted model, not a curated record
AUUCUUCUACAGUUCCACUUGCACAUGUUCACAUGGACAUAUUGGAUUGUCAAGACUGCAGAACUACCAUGUUGGUGGGUCUUCUACAGUUGCGCCUCUCUUUUAGAACUACCAGCUGCAUGGCAUCUACAGGCAUAUAUUGCGCUGCAUUAUGUACACUGCGGUGCUGUACUCUAGUGCAUAUUCACCCAAAGCUUCAUCGAGCCAACGACUUCCCCCGGCACAUCAACCGAACCCACCAUCCACAAAGAAGGCAAGAACCUUCAAUGGAGUCGCACCACACGAGCAAGCGGAGAGCCAUGGCGGCGGCAGAGGACCGGCUGAGCGGCCUCCCCGACGACCUCCUCCACUCCAUCCUCCGCGGCCUCCCGCUCAAGCACGCCGCCCGCACCAGCGCGCUCUCCCGCUGGUGGGCGCGGCAGUGGCUGCGCGCGCUCGCUUCCUCCCCAGCCAUCGACUUCACCGACCGCGACUUCGCCCGCGGCCAGCCGCCUGCGCGGGCCGCGGCCACGGUCAGCCGCUACCUGAAGCUCCACGCCGAGUACGGCGCGCCGCUCAGCGUGUUCCGCGUGGCAUUGGGGAGCGGCGACGCCGCCGGCGCGUUCGGGCGGGACGUCGUCGGGUGGGUCGCGGCCGCCGUGGCAAGGGGCGCCAGGGACGUGGAGGUGGAGGUGGAUCUGCAGACGCAGUGGCAGGGGGCGGGCAGCGAUCUUGGCGGCUCGGCGUUCUUGGAGCUCCCCGGCGACCUGUUCCUGGCCAAGAACGCGCUGGAGCGGCUCGCGCUCGGCGGGUUCGGCCUCCGCGCCGUCCCGCCCGGCGCGGCCGGGCUCGCGGGCCUCCGCUCGCUCUCCCUCAGCGACGCCGAUGUCACCGACCAGGCAGUUCGGGCCAUGGUCUCCAACUGCGGGGCGCUGGAGUCCCUCAGCCUGAGGCGCUGCCGCCACCUCACGUCGGUGAGGAUCGCCGGCGAGAAGCUGCGGGUCCUCGAGCUCGUCGGCUGCCUGGCCGUGCGCAAGCAGCAGGUCGCCGCGCCCGCGCUCGAGUCCUUCGCCUUCCACGGCGACGUCGUCUGCUCGAGCGACCCCGACGAGGACGACGCUGCCGCCGUCCACUUCGGCGACACGCCGGCCCUGCGGGAUGCGUACCUGUCUCACCUCGACUCCGGCGACUACGACGACGACCGGCACGACUUCGCCUACCCAAACUUCUUGGAGUGCAUCGCGCAUGCCAACAUCUUGACGCUUUGCUCCGUUGGCUUGCUGCAUAUCGAUGUAAGCCGGGGAUUCGCAAUCGGGUUUGAUGCACCGAAUCUGCAAGAGCUGCAGCUGCUGAUGCCCUCUCUAAGAGACGACGACGUGGAGCGCGUCUCCGCCUGUUUCGAGUUCAUCGUUUUCCCAAUCCUGGAUCGCCUCUUCAUCCGUCUCCUCGGCGAACCCGCAGACGCUAGCGGCGCCGCGGCAUCGCCGGCGGCGGCCGGUGAUGACAAGCCAGACAUCGUUCCUAACGUGGACAUCCUUCUCGACCACCUCACGCUCGUCAAGGUGGUGAACAUUCGAGGGACGAGGUGCGAGCUGCGGCUGCUCAGAUUCCUCAUGAACAGGGCCCCUGCGCUGGAGCAGCUGGUGUUGGUCACCGUGGAAGAAGAGGGAGCUCUAGGAGGAGAGGAGAUGGAGGCCAUCCAAACGCGGGUGUUGGCGAUGCGGACGGCUUCGCCGGAGGCGCGCGUCACCGUGUGCCGGCCGGGCGAAGACGGCAGCCGGAACCCCGCGCACAGGAAGUUGUACCAUGAGCAGUAGUUCUUGUAUUUAUUUCAGGUUCUAUGUUCUUCCUGAUCAUUGAAACGUUUUGCAAAUGUAAUACCUAGGCCAUGUUUAGUUCUCAAUUUUUUUUUCCUACAGUACCUAUCACAUCUAAGCUUCGA